Molecule: messenger RNA, 1868 nt
Organism: Amorphotheca resinae ATCC 22711
Lineage: Eukaryota; Fungi; Ascomycota; Leotiomycetes; Helotiales; Amorphothecaceae
Exons: 2
Coding region: 386-1666 (426 amino acids)
Source: RefSeq, a predicted model, not a curated record
CGUCCAUGCAAGCAACUCUGGCUCUCCCACCAGCACUGCAGCACUCAAACAUUCCACCAUUGCAUCUGCUUACCUCUUGUACUACCUCCGAAUCGCAUCGCAUUGCUUCGUGUCGCAUCAUAUCCUCGUAUCGUCGGUCGUCUUGCGCGCCUCACCGUUGCUUUACUGUCGGCAUUUUUGAGGGAGUUGUUGAUCGCUCCACAAUCUAUCUUUCAACCACAAACAACGAACUUGUCCAUCUGUCCGCUUUCGAACUCAAUUCGACGUCAAUGUCGUUGUACAGUGUCUAAUUCACAUUCACUUCACCUUUGUUCUCUUUGAAGUCUUCUCGCCUUUAGCGGGUCCUUUGAGCGUGGAUAUUAUUCAAUUCACCCCGUUCGCCAACAUGGCUACUUCCUGUCGCACCGCAACUCCUCCCCCUCCAUCCUCCAUCAACACGCCUACAACUCCAAAACACGGAUGGGAAGACAGCUACCAGCCUUAUUCCCCUCGAAAGUCUGCUCGAGUAUCGUCACAGCGAUCAAGAGCGGCGCAAACACCACCACCCCCAAACCUCCGCAACUCUUCCAAGAAAGUCGCAUCUACAAGCACGCCCGGCAGCACUUUAUCUCCUCCUCCAACUUCAUCGAUCAUGGCUUCCUCGAAGAGAGUCACCCGUGGGGGAUCAGUUUCUGGCGCAUUGAACUACGGCACAACUGCCUCUGGAUCUUCAGCUCUCGAUCUCCCAGCUCCUGUUCGCGACAAUGGCAUGCUACCUACCCCGGCGAAGACCCCCAAGAAGAAAUCGUCUGAGAUCGUCCCUGGAAUCGCGUCGAUUGCGCGCAACUUGUUCCCUAUCCGUGGUGAGACUGCUGAAGCGGUUAUGCCAACACCCAAGAAGAAGGGCCGCAAGUAUGCUGGUUUUUCUUUGGAUCAAGCUGAGGACGAGGAUGCCCCGAUCCCGAUCUACACCGACACAACCGAUCGCAUCCCAGAAGCCGAUACGAGUGCAGCCAACCCUUUUUAUGGCAAUCACAGCGCUCCGCAGCCUGAGCCGACCAAGCGAUCAAUCAAGCGUAGAAAGAUUACAAUCCCAGGUGAAGGAGAACAGACUGUCGAGGAGGCUGAACGUCGUGAAGAUGGUCUAAUCUAUGUCUUCCGAGGCAAGAAAAUCUUCCGCAAGUUCAGCGAUGAGGUUGAAACUGGAACUCCUGAUCAUAAUGACUCCGACGCCGAGGCCGAUACUGAGCUCGAAGAAGAUUUGCCUUCGAGUCUUCGUCGCCCAUUGACUCGGUCCUCCAUCAAGCCUCGUCUUCUUUUCCCAUCUGCCCACCAAGCUAAAGCUGCCGAGAUGAGAUCGCAAGCCACCGAAGAUGAGGAAGAAGCUGUCACGGACAUUGAGGAGCCAAACAAUCUCUCUACUCCUACGGCCCAGACGGAUGAUGUAGUCGCGACCCCAAAGGCACCCAAGUUCGCACCCGCUUCUCCACCCACCACUGCUAGAGUUACGAGAUCCAAGAAGUUGGACAUGACUAGUUCCCCAGCCGGACCGUCCAGGGAUGGAAGUGUCAGUCCUUUUCUCGGUUGGGCAAUUGAUAAAGGUAAAGGUAGAGCUACUUCUGGCAGUAAGAAGCGAGCAGGUGAACCUUUAAAGAGAGCCGGCGGCGCCAAGAAGACCCGUGGAUGAAAGUUGGGGUUAGGUUUUGAGGAUUCAGUGGUGUGUAGGGCGUGUUUUGUCUCUUUAAUAACGCGAUAGCGGGUCCAUACUCUUUUCUUCUGCCUCCUUUGGCAUCAUAAUACAGUCUGUAAUGGGUUGGGAGGAUGCCGCUGUGCGGGCGAACUUCGAAGCAGAACGAAUAGGGGAGGGUGAGGUACAGACGUACAGACAU